Messenger RNA from Salvia hispanica, 906 nucleotides. The record is from RefSeq and is a predicted model, not a curated record. Lineage: Eukaryota; Viridiplantae; Streptophyta; Magnoliopsida; Lamiales; Lamiaceae.
AUGUUGCCUGCGAGGCCUGGUAGUCAUGAACGUGAUGAUGUGUCGCUGCUUGUGGAGGAGUAUCACGAGGUCAAUCAUGUGAAUAGGCUGUUGUUUACAGCUAUUCUGGAAUGUAUGCGCGACAGCCGGUCACUUCGUCAACGACGAUUAAAUGUUCGGCCUUACCAGAUAAUAGAACGUGUUCCGGCACAAGUCGCUCACCUAACGCGUCUUGUAGGCCUUACUGAUGUUGAUUGCAUAAACAAUCUUAGAAUGGAUCGUAAUACAUUUGGUCGAUUAUGCAUUCUACUCCGCGAGCGGACUGGGCUGAUUGACGGAAGGUGGGUUAAAGUCGAAGAGCAAGUUGCAAUGUUCCUCGGUGUUUUGGCACAUCAUAGCAAAAAUCGCAUUGUGGGCUUCAAUUUUCGUCGCUCAUUGCAAACGAUAUCACACUACAUUCACUCAAUUUUGAGUUCAAUAUUGCAACUUCAUGGAGAUCUUCUAGUUACACCUGAACCCGUAAAUGAUGGUUGUACAGAUCCACGGUGGAAGUGUUUUCCGGGCUGCUUGGGUGCUUUAGAUGGCACGUACAUAAACGUGACAGUGAGCAACGCAGACAAAGCAAGAUACCGAACUCGGAAGGGCCAAAUAUCGACGAAUGUACUGGCUGUUUGCGACAGAAAGCUUCGUUUUGUUUAUGUUUUAUCUGGCUGGGAGGGCUCAGCCGGUGAUUCUCGAAUCCUAAGAGAUGCAAUCAAUAGACCAAAUGGACUUAAAGUCCCUAAAGGAAGCUACUACUUGUGUGAUAAUGGGUAUGCGAACAGCGACGGAUUUCUCACACCGUACAAAGGUGUGAGGUAUCAUCUCAAAGAAUGGGGCCCCAAUGCUAUAUUCGUCCACAGAAUCCAACUGAAUUAUUCAAUAUGA